Molecule: messenger RNA, 1494 nt
Organism: Pseudoliparis swirei
Lineage: Eukaryota; Metazoa; Chordata; Actinopteri; Perciformes; Liparidae
Product: zinc finger BED domain-containing protein 4-like
Exons: 2
Coding region: 207-1214 (335 amino acids)
Molecular function (GO): protein dimerization activity
Source: RefSeq, a predicted model, not a curated record
GUCACACAGGCAGUCACCUUGCGCAGGUACUGACACAAGCAGUGGAGGAAUGGAAGAUAAAGAGGCCCACUACUAAUAUCCCAGUCACAACUGAUAAUGCCAAAAAUCAAAUAAAUGCAGUGAAUGAGGCAGGACUGGGCCCACAGAUAGGGUGCUUUGCACAUGUAGUAAAUUUGGCAUCACAGAAGGGAAUCUCAGUCAAUAGGAUGGACCGCCUCCUUGGGAGGAUCAGGAAGGUGGUUUCCUACUUCCACAGAAGCGCAACAGCUGCUCAUGUGCUUAAGACAAGGCAAGAAAUGCUAAAGCUGCCUACUCAUAAGCUCAUACAUGAUGUCCCAACAAGGUGGAACUCCACUUAUGAUAUGUUAGAGCGUUAUCUGGAGCAGCAGGCAGCUAUAUACUCUGCAUUGACCGACAAGACCCUAAAGAAAAAUGUCAAAGACAUCAUAACCCUUUCUGAUGAUGUGAGAGUGGCAGAGGAGGUCCUCCAGGUGCUUAAACCCCUUAAAACUGUUACAUCUCUGCUGAGCACUGAAACGUUACCAUCUGUGUCAAUGAUCCUUCCGCUGAAAACAAGGAUUCUACAAUCCAUGGCUCCAAGUGUGGAAGACAGCACCAUCACUCAAGAUGUCAAGACUGCCAUUAGAGAGGACCUGAAGCCCAGAUACACUUCACCCCCUACUCUACAGGACUACCUCCACAGAUCUACUGCCCUGGAUCCAAGGUUUAAGUCCCUGUCUCACAUAGACCCUGACCUACGCCAGAGGACAUACAGUGACCUCACCACUGAGAUUGUGAGCAGUCUGGCCACUGAAGACUGUGAUGAGGGUCAAGCUGCAGAGCCAACAGGAGCAAACUUGGACACAUCUCCUCCACAAAAGAAGUCGGCGUUGGCAGAGCUUUUUGGAGAGACCUUUGCCAGCAAAGACAUGGACAGCAAGACUCCUGCUGACAUCAAAGAGGAGGUGGCAUUCUACCUGGCAGCAAGCGGCAUUACAGUGGAUGGUGAUCCACUGACAUGGUGGAAAAGCAAUGAGUUUAAAUACCCUCAUAUUGCUAAGAUGGCAAGAUGCUAUCUCGCUGUGCCAGGCUCUUCAGUUCCUUCCGAGAGAGUGUUCUCAACAGCAGGGGACAUAGUGACUGCAAAGAGGUCCACACUCUCCCCAGACAAUGUAGACACCCUUGUCUUUUUGAAAAAGAAUUUAAAAUUAUAAGCUCAUGUAUGCUUUGUUUUCUUUCUUUAAUUCUUCUUUGAUAAUAAUGCUCUUGUUUCAAGGAAGAUGAUGUGCCUUCUUAUGUUGCACUUUAAUUUGUUUUUUAUUAAUGGUCAUUGGUCCAUGUUUAAAGGAAGGAGAUAUGCCUUUUUAUGUUGCACUUUAAGUUGUUUUUCAUUGAUUAUGUUGAAAAGAAGAUGUUAAUUGUACACUUUAAGUUGAUUUUAUAUAUUUCAAUUGAAUAAUUUAAAAGUGUUAAUAAACAAAAAGACAAAACAUG